Knipowitschia caucasica is the source of this 1986-nucleotide messenger RNA. The record is from the annotation of a GenBank genome assembly. NCBI's taxonomy places the organism in Eukaryota, Metazoa, Chordata, Actinopteri, Gobiiformes, Gobiidae.
AUGGCGACGGCAAAUGUCUCGGUUUGUUCGCGUUCCGGAUUGAAAGCACAGGAAACGCAACUUAAAAUAGCAGUGGAAAUGGCAGAGGAACGGCGGCAGAAACAAUGUUCAGUCAGUCUUCCCACUGAGUCCAUGAAAGCCAUUGCAGAGUCUAUUGGUGUUGGGCAUCUCCAAGAGGAGAGUUGUGUCGCCCUGAGUGAAGAAGUCAGCUACAGGAUAAAGGAAAUUGCACAGGAUGCACUGAAGUUUAUGCACCAUGGAAAAAGGCGAAAACUGACCACAAGCGAUGUAGAUAAUGCCCUCAAGCUCAAGAAUGUUGAGCCUCUGUAUGGAUUUCAGUCCCAAGAGUUUAUUCCUUUCCGUUUUGCUAGUGGUGGUGGGAGGGAGCUACAUUUUUAUGAAGAAAAGGAAAUUGAUCUUAGUGAUAUAAUCAACACACCUCUUCCCAGAGUUCCACUUGAUGUCUCCCUGAAAGCUCAUUGGUUAAGCAUUGAAGGUAUGCAGCCAUCAAUUCCAGAAAAUCCACCUCCUGCAUCAAAAGAGCAACAAAAAAUCGAAUCCACAGAACCUCUCAAAGUUGUCAAGCCGGGGCAGGAAGAGGAAGGAGCUAUUCAAGGAAAGGGUCAAGGUGGAUCAACUACUGAUGGCAAAGGAAAAGAUAAAGGACUGAUCAGAUUAAAACCACGCAGCACUCACGAGCUUUCAGUUGAGCAGCAACUAUACUACAAGGAAAUUACAGAAGCAUGUGUUGGCUCCUGUGAAGCAAAGAGAGCGGAAGCAUUACAGAGUAUUGCAACUGAUCCAGGCUUGUACCAGAUGCUUCCUAGAUUUAGCACAUUUAUUUCUGAAGGGGUUCGUGUAAAUGUUGUACAAAACAACUUGGCUCUUUUAAUUUAUCUGAUGAGAAUGGUCAAAGCUCUAAUGGACAACCCUACUCUAUAUUUGGAGAAAUAUUUGCAUGAGCUCAUUCCAGCUGUUGUGACCUGCAUUGUGAGUAAGCAGCUGUGUUUGCGGCCUGAUGUUGACAACCACUGGGCGCUACGAGACUUUGCUGCUCGACUAAUGGCCCAAAGCUGCAAAACAUUCAGUACAACAACAAACAAUAUCCAGUCUCGGAUCACAAAAACAUUUACGAAGAGUUUGCUGGAUGAGAAAACUCAGUGGACAACACGAUAUGGAUGCAUUGCUGGACUUGCAGAAUUGGGUACAGAUGUGAUAAAAACACUUAUACUUCCUCGGCUUGCUGUAGAGGGUGCUCGCAUUAAAGCAGUGACGGAAGGGCCAGUGAUUUCAAAUAUUGAUAAAAUAGGAGCGGACCAUGUUCAAAGCCUCUUGUUGAAACACUGUGCCAGUGUUAUUGCGAAAAUCCGUCCUCAACCUGAUAAUGUGGAACAGUUUCGUGUGGACUAUGGUUACCUUGGAGCAAUGCUUUGCUCUCAUGUAAUGAAGGCUAGAAACCAGGCAGCUCUUCAGGCACAGCAGGUCAACAGAACCACGCUAACAAUCACGCAGCCACGGCCAACUCUCUCUGUCUCUCAAACUGGGUUAAGUGGCUCGACGGGACCUCGAACUCCCAGCAUCAUUAAGGUCCCCAGUUCCUUAACGCUAAUGUCGCCUCGUCCAGGAACCCCUUCUCAGCCUUCUCCACCUGCCACAAAGUACAUUGUGAUGGGUACUAGUGCAGGGGCUGCUUCUACCCAACAGGUGAUCACUCUCAGCUCUUCUCAAACGGCCUCUUCAGUCACCAGCACUGUCCCCAGUGCCUCAUCAGCCCUGCAGCCUUUAGUGAAACUAGAGUCAGGAAGUGGAACUGCCUUGACUGCCUCUAGGCCUAUGCAGAAAUACAUUGUUGUGUCAUUACCAACAUCUGCCUCUUCAUCACUGGAGAGUAAAAGCUCUGUGCUUCCGACCUCCAUAUCCUCAACUUUAGAUAAUGCGAUCAAUCGGUCCAACUCUCCUGGAGCACGUACACAGUCGCCACACUGA